AUGACUACGUUGGUGAGGUGCGUCCGCCAACCACCGCAGCAAACAACAGCGGCACCCGAUGACGCGACAGCACGCGCGAAAGCAAACUACAAGAUCGUGCAAGACCACGGCAACUUCAAGGAGAUCGAAUCCAAGAGACCUCGCGCGAGUAAGAAGCACCACGAGAUCGACCCCUACGCCGCAGACCGCCCCAUGAUCAACAACUACCGACUGCUGGUCUCAGGCAUCGCCCCGCGACCCAUCGGCUUCAUCAGCACGGUGUCCGCCGACGGCCAGACCGAGAACCUUGCCCCGUUCAGCUAUUUCCAGGCGAUGGACCAUGACCCGCCGAUGUUCAUGGUGGGGUUCUCGUCGCGACCGGGCCCGGUGAAAGACACGGGGGAGUGUGUGAUCAACACGGUGUCGGAGAACAUGAUCGAGGCAGUCAACGUGACGUCGAUUGACGCACCGUAUGGGGUAUCGGAGUGGAAGGUCUCGGGUUGCACCAGGCGGCGAGCUCGACGGUGA
Molecule: messenger RNA, 507 nt
Organism: Aspergillus heteromorphus CBS 117.55
Lineage: Eukaryota; Fungi; Ascomycota; Eurotiomycetes; Eurotiales; Aspergillaceae
Product: flavin reductase family protein
Exons: 3
Coding region: 1-507 (168 amino acids)
Molecular function (GO): FMN binding
Source: RefSeq, a predicted model, not a curated record